Vitrella brassicaformis is the source of this 2153-nucleotide messenger RNA. Lineage: Eukaryota; Vitrellaceae. The record is from the annotation of a GenBank genome assembly.
CUUCCGCUGCGAUGUUAUGGACCGCUUUCUGAGGUUUUGAGGCGCUUCCGUAAUGGAGUCCGUACUGCAUUUGUUCGUCGGCCUUGCAGCUGCCUGUCUGUGGCUUCCCUGGGCCGCGGCGCAGCAGGAUGUGUGGCUCUUGAGUAUCUGCUCGGGUGACGUGAAGGUCGGUGGACUGGGGAACAAAUCCAAGCCGCUCGUCGACCUGGGUAAGUGGCACUAGCAAGGCAGGACCACCUCCGUUUGUCGCGUGUUCAUUCCUGCAUGCAGCUCUUUCUGAGAUCAACAACCGCACCGACAUUCUCAAUGGCUAUGAGCUCAAGGUUGAGCAUGUCGGUGGAGUCGACAGACAGACAGACAGACAGACAGACAUAACAGGUGGAUUCUCAAUGAUCUGUGUCUGUGAUGUCUGUGAUGUCGCCUGUAUGUCUGUCUGUCUGUAGGUCGACUCCGAUUGUGAUCCAGGUCACAUUAUGAUAUAGAGCUACAGACAAAAGCACCCAUUGUUCCUUGCAAUGUGGGCUGUUGUGUCUGUGUGUUUCAGUGGAAGGCUCUUUCCGUGUUACCAAGGCUCUAAAGGAAGGUCCCCCGAAGGUGAGCAGCCACAGGCAUGCUCAGUCACGCGCAAAUACCCAUCAUUCUCUGUGCUGGGUGCUUGCAUCUCAGGUAGGAAUCAUGGGCCCCUGCUACUCGCCCGUGUGCGAGGUCGUCAGCCCCGUUGCGCGGAGCUAUAACCUAGUCAUUAAAGUGAGACGAACAUGGACCGUCUCUGGCGGUACGGCUGUAUGUGUCUGUGUCUGUGGUCAGGCUGCUAGUUGUGUGAUAGGUGAAUUCAGGUGUGCACGAUGGCCCAAGGGAGGCGCGGAGACGAGUUCCCAACACAUACAUGUUUGUGUGCGAGCUGUAUGUGUGUGCUUUUGGUUCUAGCGAUGAGGAGAAGUAUCCAUUGUUCACGCGCAUCUUUCCCCCCACGGUACGCAAUGGAUUUGGUGGCUGACAUCCGCCAUAUGCAUCCCUUCGGCGUGCACCUGCAGGGAGAGAUGGUUGUGUACGCAAUGGUCCAGCUGGCCGGCAUGUUUAAAUGGGGACGCUUCACAUUCGUGACGCAGGCAAAGCACCGGGCCAGGCAAGAACGUUUUACAUGAUUUGAAUUCUGUUUGGUGUCUCAACUUGAAGGACAUCGAGAUAUGUCUCUUGUUGGCCGGGGGAGUCCAUCAGACCUUAGCUGCAACAUUCCCAAAUUUCGAUCAUGUCGCCACCCUACUCAUGGCGGUAUACAAGAGCAGAGGCCAUCAACCACUUUGACAGUCGCCUUGUUUAUCCCUCACACAGACGCACGAUGACGCUUAUAAUGUUGUGGCAGAACUUCCUUCUUAUCGGCCGCGUAUCCUCGUGCUAUCGGCCUACGAGGACUUUGCAGUCAACUUCUUCUGCGCUUUGUACCAAGCUGGCAUGUAUGGCCCGUCAAGUAAUCUGGUUAUGCUCUCGCCCACACACUGGUGUGACGAUGUAAUACAUGAGCGGCUUGGCAAGCUGGCGUUGAAGUCGAGCUAUGUAUGUAUGCAGGUGGAACUCAAACUUUAUCGAGGAGCUCGUAAUGGUUACAACUGCACCGUUGCAGAAAUACUUGAGGUAAGCACCGCCGUACAGGCAGGCAGGUCGAAAGGCAUGGUCUCGAUGCUAAAGGUGCGACAGCCAGCUGAAUCCUUCUCUCACUUCGAUGUUCGAUUUGCAGGGUGCCAGCAAUAUCAUAGGCAUAUCGAUGGCCGGACGGCAGCCAAGCGACGACCCACAUGGGCUUUCCGGACGAAAAAUCAACGAUGUAGUCAAGAAGGGGGGCAUGCGCAACACAAAUCGCCAGUGCAUGGGAAUCCUUGCAUGCCCCUCUAUACAUCAGAUAAUGGCUGACUACCAAACAGCCUGCUCGGUCUCCACGGACGGCUGCCAUGUUGGGGCAGGUGAACGGACAUGAUUCUUUCUGCAGUCAUGACAAUUCUAUUUGGAGGUUACUCUUAUGAUCCUUCUGCAGGUUACUUUUAUGAUUCUGUCUGGUGAGCACUGCCUUCCUGUCGAUCGUGCGCAUCGACAUACAGAUGCCCUGAUGCAGGUCGUGGGCGAAGGUGCUGGAUGACUGGUUCCUUAGUGGAGGCUGA